Candoia aspera is the source of this 1957-nucleotide messenger RNA. RefSeq names its product frizzled class receptor 10 (gene FZD10). Gene Ontology annotation, cellular component: plasma membrane. The record is from RefSeq and is a predicted model, not a curated record. The transcript has a single exon. Gene Ontology annotation, molecular function: Wnt-protein binding; Wnt receptor activity. Gene Ontology annotation, biological process: non-canonical Wnt signaling pathway; canonical Wnt signaling pathway. Lineage: Eukaryota; Metazoa; Chordata; Lepidosauria; Squamata; Candoiidae. Bases 69 to 1829 code for a protein of 586 amino acids.
CACUCUUCUGUUCUCUCCCCCCUUAGAAGCACUCGGAGGCCCCGCGGAGUGGUGGGGUAGCUUCCAGCAUGGGCUCCAGGCGGAGAUGCUCCGGACCAACCCUGGGCGUGGUCCUGCACCUGGUCUGCUCCUGCUUGGGAAUCAGCUCCAUCGACACCGACCGGCCGGGGGAGGGCCGGUGCCAGCCCAUCGAGAUCCCCAUGUGCAAAGACAUCGGCUACAACAUGACCCGCAUGCCCAACCUGAUGGGCCACGAGGAGCAGCAGGAUGCGGCAAUCCAGCUGCACGAGUUUGCCCCUCUGGUGGAGUACGGCUGCCACGGGCACCUGAAGUUUUUCCUCUGCUCCCUCUACGCCCCCAUGUGCACCGAGCAGGUGUCCACCCCCAUCCCGGCCUGCCGGGUGAUGUGCGAGCAGGCUCGGCUGAAGUGCUCGCCCAUUAUGGAGCAGUUCAACUUCCGGUGGCCCGACUCCCUGGACUGCAGCAAGCUGCCCAACAAGAACGACCCCAAUUAUUUGUGCAUGGAGGCCCCCAAUAACGGCUCCGAGGAGCCACCCCGGGGCUCCAGCAUGCUACCUCCCAUGUUCCGGCCCCAGAGGCCCCACAGCUCAGGCCACGACCUGCCCCAGCCGAAGGACGGGCUGGGCCGGCUAUCCUGCGAGAACCCGGGCAAGUUCCACCACGUGGAGAAGAGCAGUUCCUGUGCUCCGCUCUGCACCCCCGGGGUGGACGUCUACUGGAGCCGCGAGGACAAGCAGUUUGCCGUCAUCUGGAUGGCGGUCUGGUCCAUCCUCUGCUUCUUCUCCAGCGCCUUCACCGUCCUCACCUUCCUGAUUGACCCCCAGCGCUUCAAAUACCCCGAGAGGCCCAUCAUCUUCUUGUCUAUGUGCUACUGUGUCUAUUCAUUGGGGUACAUCAUCCGCCUCUUCUCCGGCGCGGAGAACAUUGCCUGCAAUCGGGACGGCGGCCAACUCUACGUCAUCCAAGAAGGCUUGGAGAGCACCGGGUGUACCUUAGUUUUCCUGAUCCUCUAUUAUUUUGGCAUGGCCAGCUCCUUGUGGUGGGUGAUCCUGACCCUGACGUGGUUCCUGGCCGCUGGGAAGAAGUGGGGCCACGAGGCCAUCGAAGCCAACAGCAGCUACUUCCACUUGGCUGCUUGGGCUAUCCCGGCCAUCAAGACCAUCAUGAUCCUGGUGAUGCGCCGGGUCGCAGGGGACGAGCUGACGGGAGUAUGCUACGUGGGCAGCAUGGAUGUCAACGCGCUGACCGGCUUCGUGCUGGUCCCCCUGGCUUGCUAUCUCAUUGUCGGGACCUCCUUCAUCCUUUCGGGCUUUGUGGCCCUCUUCCACAUCAGGAGGGUAAUGAAGACUGGGGGGGAGAACACCGACAAACUGGAGAAGCUCAUGGUGAGGAUCGGCGUGUUCUCCGUCUUGUACACUGUGCCGGCGACGUGCGUCAUCGCCUGCUACUUUUACGAAAGGCUCAACAUGGGCUACUGGAAGGUUUUGGCCACGCAGCAAAAGUGCAGGGUGAACAAUCACACGAAGCAUCUGGACUGCGCCAUGAGCAACUCUGUUCCAGCUGUGGAGAUCUUUAUGGUCAAAGUCUUUAUGUUACUAGUUGUGGGGAUAACCAGUGGCGUCUGGAUUUGGACCUCCAAGACGCUGCAGUCCUGGCAAAGUGUUUGCAGCCGGGGGAUCAAGAACAGGACUCGGAGAAAACCAGCCAGCAUGGUGGCAAGUGGAGGGCUUUAUAAAAAACCCCAACCUUUGCCUACAGUGCAUCAUGCAAAGUACGAGUCAGCUUUACAACCCCCGACCUGUGUGUGACCACCAUGGGUCGUAAGGGUCAUAAUAAUAUUAAUCACAAGACUUGGAAAGAAACUGGAAGAGAUUCCCAAGCGCUCACUACAGCACUGUGAACUAAAGAAGGGUUUUUUUUAAAAUGCUUUUAAAAC